AUGUCGGUUGUGACACCCAGGGUUCAACCCAAGGAUGGUUGGGCAAACGGUAACGGAUGGGCUCUGUUGGCUGGGCCCUUGUCCAAUCGUUCCCGCAACCCCAUCGUUGGGUCUGAGUCGCCCAAACGGUGGAAAGGUUGUAAGCCCCCACAUGACAUUUUCAGGGAGCUCACUCCAGGAACCUUGCCUCAAAAUCAGGGCAGCAAAAAGUGGGAUUACAAGUCCAACCAAGUCUAUGUUAUCUCAAUAUGUGACUUUCUGUGGACCCAACAGCUGAAAAUACCGGAGUUGCUCAACAACAAGUGGCUUCUGAGGCAGACACCACAUUUGGAAUUGGAUUUGGCACUACCACAAGACCCACAAGACAAAUCCAACGACUCAUCUGUAUGCGCAGAGAAGCCAGUUGCACAAUUUUGCUUCAUAUCACUCCCCAACUUUUGUAUCUUGACGGGCGAUUACGUCACAUUGCCUUUGGAAAAACUACUUUGGAUUUUUGCCAACUCCGGAUCUAAACAAGGGAAGCAAUCCCUGCCAGGAUGGGCCGAGAAAGACCCAACUGCCCGCUCGUUUGUCGAGAAGCUUUGUUACAAUUGUCUCAGCCCCGCCGAGAAACUUGCCUAUGAUAGGGCGGUAGACAUGGAAAAACAGCUGGAGGGUGACAAAGCCAUUGAGCAGGAGCGUGUAGCUGAGCAGUCCGAGCUUUUAGCUGCGGAACAAGACAUUGCAAAACAAGAACGAGACCUUGCACUCAAACAGAUACGACACCUGAAGGCAGUGUUGAAAAGCUUGGGUGCUGACCAUCCACAGCAGCCUGAUGAGUGA
Messenger RNA from Puccinia graminis f. sp. tritici CRL 75-36-700-3, 822 nucleotides. RefSeq lists its product as uncharacterized. The record is from RefSeq and is a predicted model, not a curated record. The transcript is spliced from 2 exons. Lineage: Eukaryota; Fungi; Basidiomycota; Pucciniomycetes; Pucciniales; Pucciniaceae. Bases 1 to 822 code for a protein of 273 amino acids.